AUGAGCGGAGACCAGGGUACACAGGAAUCGCUCCAGGAGGACGGGUUUGUCGACUCGGUUUUCCGCUCGCUGACGGAACGCACCAUGGAGGAGCCCGCUCCUAUCGAGCGCAUGACUUCCCGGAUACAACAGUACUACGACAGCCUGCUUAACAACGCCGACUGGAACGUGGCAAACCUGGAAGUGCGGCCUGGACACCCGACGUUUGUGGUCUGGUUCGUGCUUUCGUCGUAUUUCCCGCUGAUUUGCGGCUGUCUCGGCCCGCUAUCGAACCUGCUUUCUGUGGCAGCCGUGAUUUGCAAUUGGAAGGAGGACAAGGCCACGGGCAAGCCCGCAGGUGCAGACGAAAGCUGGUGCUACACGGUGAACACGAUCUCCAUGGUGUGCGGGGUGGCGGCGAAUAUUUGCCUGCUGCUGAACUACCGCAGAAAAAUGAACUACCACUAUGCCCAAAUAGUAUCCAUCGCAGGCUGGUUUGUGGCCAGCAUCAUGCUCAUGCUCCUGGUAGCCAUCUACCAUGUGGAAUUUCUUCGCCACGAGCAUUAUGUGAGGUAUUCCUAUUCUUACGGGUUCUGGUUUGCGGUGUUCACGGUGCUGCUACAUUUUGCCAACUUUGUGCUGCUCAGUCUCAACAUACUCGGCGUGCUGCUGAAAAAGUACCCGCCGGUGUUCAACAUUGACGGCGUGCAGAAUACGCUCAUCUUGCAGAGCAUGUUCUUUGUGACCUGGGUGAUGUGGGGGGCCGGCAUGUUCACGGCGCUGCUGCACGUGUCGUACGGCGAGGCCCUGUACUUUUCGAUAACCACAAUUCUCACCAUCGGUCUCGGUGACUUUGUUCCGCAAACCAGCGGUGCACAGACACUCACUCUGCUUUGGUGUAUUGUCGGGCUGGUCGCGUUCGGGCUCAUUAUCUCGACCAUCAGGGAACUGGUCAUGUUCUCGUCUGCCUCCACGUUCUACUGGCACCAUCUACAGAUGUUCCGCAGCCUCGAGCUGAAAAAUGCGCCGCCAAACCUCUCGAAGCAGGAGAGUUUCAACCGCAUGAAAAAUGCCAGUAGAAAAGCAAUGCGAUAUGAACGCGUCUUGAGCACGAUAGCAAUCCUCACCACUUGGACGGCGUUCUGGCUCCUGGGCUCUUUGCUGUUCACCGUGUACGAAGGCUGGGCGUACCAUCUCAGCUGCUACUUUGCAUUCCUGUGCUUUGUCACGAUCGGAUACGGCGUUCCAGCCCCGACCACGAGCGGCGGCCGGUCAUUUUUCUGUGUGUGGGCAAUUGCAGCAAUCCCAGUUAUGACCAUCCUAGUUAUGAACAUUGGAGAUUUCAUUUUCAGCUCGCUCGAGACAAUACAGAACCUUAGUAUGCUGCGCAAAACAAACGUGUCGCACUUGGACGACUCAGACCCCCACGAGGCGAUCCUCCACCACCUGCUGGACCUGAAAAAAGCUUCCAACAUCGACAUUUUCACCACAAAAGAGUACCUUUCUGCCUCCUCAUUCGCUACCGAGCUGGCAAGUUAUAAUGACCCCAGUUAUCAUCAUCCCGAGCACAGCGAACUAGCUGCUCUGCGCAAACAUGCAAACAUCGCCACGCAUGAAUCACUAAAGCCUCGUUUCCGCAAGCAAAACGAUCCGCUGCUCUCCAAAAUGAGCCAGCUACAGCAAAUAAUCAUCGAAUUGCGCAAAUCCACCCUUUUGUCCAACAUAAAGCCCGACUUCAAGUACUCAUUCCAGGACUGGAGCCAGUUCCUCUCUCUGACCGACCUGGACACGGGCUCCGAGUUCUGGCUGAGCGAAAAGUCGCCGUUUGGGUUCCCCAAUGACGAACCUCUCUACUUCACGUACCAUUUUCUCCAUGCCCUGGACCGCAAAUUGCACGAGCUGGCGUUGCAAUAUGACCAAAUGAACUAA
Molecule: messenger RNA, 1908 nt
Organism: Ogataea parapolymorpha DL-1
Lineage: Eukaryota; Fungi; Ascomycota; Pichiomycetes; Pichiales; Pichiaceae
Product: Outward-rectifier potassium channel TOK1
Exons: 1
Coding region: 1-1908 (635 amino acids)
Biological process (GO): stabilization of membrane potential; potassium ion transmembrane transport
Cellular component (GO): membrane
Molecular function (GO): potassium ion leak channel activity
Source: RefSeq, a predicted model, not a curated record